This is a messenger RNA of Cokeromyces recurvatus, 369 nucleotides long. RefSeq lists its product as uncharacterized. The record is from RefSeq and is a predicted model, not a curated record. NCBI's taxonomy places the organism in Eukaryota, Fungi, Mucoromycota, Mucoromycetes, Mucorales, Mucoraceae. The coding region runs from base 96 to 293 and encodes 65 amino acids. The transcript has a single exon.
AAGCAUUUCAAAAAAGAACGCUCUACCGUUCACUUGAAGCCUGUAAAGAGAAACAUCUCUUAGAAAGAAUCCAAUAAAAAAAAGAAAAGAAAAGAAUGGGCAGAAACGUUAAAAGAAUUAAGCAUCAAGUAUAUGGACAGCUGUGCUUUUUCAUUAAUGAGUCAGGGUUCUAUACAAAUCUUAAAGAGACUCAAGGGGAGAUACUAAAACGGGAGGCUAUCAAAGUCAAAGUAUCAAUUACAAGAGUCAAUUCAAUUUCUAUCAUGGGAAGCCACUAUCAGCUAAAGGCCUGAUCAAGAAUACCUUAAGAAUGCCCAUACCAUUUCCAAAGGAAAGAAAGUUAGUUGGUAACAAAAAAAAAAAAAAAAA